Theileria parva strain Muguga is the source of this 2196-nucleotide messenger RNA. RefSeq names its product DHHC palmitoyltransferase family protein (gene AKR1). The transcript has 6 exons. Lineage: Eukaryota; Apicomplexa; Aconoidasida; Piroplasmida; Theileriidae. Bases 207 to 2189 code for a protein of 660 amino acids. The record is from RefSeq and is a predicted model, not a curated record. Gene Ontology annotation, molecular function: palmitoyltransferase activity; protein binding.
AUUUUAUUUUAUUUAUUAAUUUUUGUAAAAUAUUUGAAUUUUAAUAUUAUCUGUACUAGUAUUAAUAUUUUGUCUGAAUUGUUUGUUGUGCCGUUUCAAACUGUGUAUCCGACAGUUUCUAGAUCUUUUUUACACAUUUUAAUUUAUUGCCGGCAGCCAAAUAUUUUUAUUAAAUAAUUUCAGUUGGUUUAUUUAAAUUGUUGAAAAUGGCUGAAGCUGUCGUUCAUCGCAAGACUUUCCCACCAGAAACUGAUGGUUUUGAUAAAAAAGCAGUUGAACUUGAACACCUGGAGACAGUUUCGUCUCUAAGAGCUGAAGAUAGGGAUAAACCUAUGAAAAAGGCUGAUUAUCUCACUCUUGUGACUGGGCUUAUGAACGCUGCGAAUAAUCGUGAUUUUUACGGAAUGAAUCAAAUGUUGGACCCGCUGAUUGAUAAACGUCGGGUUGAAUUUUUGGAUUCCGUUUCAGCCUUGCAUUGGUGUUGCUACGCAGGCCACGUUGAGCUUGUUAACAGACUUUUGGACACAGGAUGUGAUCCUUUUCUGGCUGACCCUGUAAACUAUGAGACUCCGGUUUAUUACGCAGUUAAGUCUUCAAACGCAUACAUAAUCUCCAUACUUCUUAAACGCUUCGGACCCUUAAUUCUCUGCCACGAAAACGUCAAGUUUAAAACUCCCUUCUUAGUCGCAGUCUCAGAGUUUACAUGUGAUGAUCUCGUCGCAGUUCUCCACGUUCUUGAGUUUCUUUAUCUAUCCGGCGUCUCACUCGAUGAACAAGACAACAAUGGUACCAGUGCAUUGAUGUUUGCAUGUAAGAGGGGUCAGUUGUUUGUAGUUCAAUGGCUUUUGAGGAGAGGGGCUGACUUAUCGCACAGGGAUCACUAUGGAGCCACAGUGCUUCACUACGCAGCCUUGAGUCCAAGCUUAGAUGUCCUGCUUUUUCUGGCCCAAAACGGCCUUGCACCGCUCACUUGGAUUAAGUCUAUUAGUAACAAUGAUUACAACGGAGUGUUUGACCAAACUCCUAUGGACCUCUGCUGGGAGCAGGCAAACCACCUGAGGUAUAUGUUACUCUGGCUCUUUUGGCUUCAGUGGAAGGCCUUUGGAAAAGUUUUUAGAUUCAACAUGUUUUAUCCAAUUCUCUACUGGAUGAUGACUACGUUCAAUUUGCUCCUCGUUAUCCCCAUGUACCGAUCUCUUAAAGCUUCAACCUACUUUCCCAACUCUGUAUUUUAUUCUUGUAUUGUGUUUUUUCUCGCCACCAACACUCUCUGGAUCAUCAACAAGCUGAGUGAUCCUGGAGUCUCACCUGAUAACAAAAAGGAUCGCACAAGGGCUUUUUCACCAACCAGUGACGAUGUUGGUGGAUUUGAAGGGGUGCUUGACUCCCUUCAUAGGAGACAGCAGAUGGUAAAUUUUGAGUUUUACUGCGUAAAUCGGGAUUUGAGACGUCAUUUUAUAAGCUCCACUGGAGGAAAGUACACCAGACGGCACAAGUCAGCAUAUGCUGAUGAGGACCUUUUUGAGCCCCUAAACGAUGAGGAGUUGGGAAAUCCAUUCAUAUCUAGAGUUACUUCCUGUAACGAUGAGAUCAACAAUAUUACCACUGAGAUGAGGUCUGUAUAUCCCCAGGUUGCAGAUGAACGGUGUAACAAGAACUCAAUAGACUAUAACAAAGCAGUCUUAAACUUUGACACCACGAACAAAGUGUGCUAUACUUGCGGGAAAACCAAAGCUCUCAGAGAACAUCAUUGUUCUCUAUGCAAUACUUGCCUAUUGAGGCAAGACCAUCAUUGUGGUUGGAUAGAUAACUGUGUUGGAGCCGGAAAUCAGAGGGAAUUUUUUGUAUUUUUAACUCUUUUGGUCUGUGUUUUCUGGCACUUUUAUGUAAUCCUGUGUAAAUAUUUGGCGCAUAGGUUCCAAGGCGGAUUCAGCCUAUUUGACGUUCUCCUAUUCCUUUACGGAUUCAUUGCAAACGGAUUGAUGUUCGUCUUCGUGCUCUACCUCUGGACCAGAAUCGUAAGAUGUAUGGUAACUGAUGUUACCUACUACGAAUACCUCAAAAAGCCAAGCCAUAUCAGGGUAAGGUUCAAGGGUAAUGUUCAUGAGCGUUUCUGGGACUUUGCAGGACUAACUUUCAAAACCGCCUUUAAUAACAUUUUUAAAUUCUGGACAAAUAAUUUUGCUUAAAUUUUUA